This is a messenger RNA of Clavispora lusitaniae ATCC 42720, 1080 nucleotides long. RefSeq lists its product as uncharacterized. Lineage: Eukaryota; Fungi; Ascomycota; Pichiomycetes; Serinales; Metschnikowiaceae. The record is from RefSeq and is a predicted model, not a curated record. Gene Ontology annotation, biological process: magnesium ion export from mitochondrion. Gene Ontology annotation, molecular function: magnesium ion transmembrane transporter activity.
AUGUCCCAGUCGUUCACCACAUCUGCCAUUCCAACGCCGUUUGAGCCUCACAGAGACACCCAUGUGCACCUACAGAAGGAGUCCGGAAAUGUCGGCAGUCCUGUUGAAAAGGCACUGCCAAUUUUAAGUUGUAUGUUGGCUGGUGGUUUUGGUGGCGCCAUUGGUGAUAGCGCCAUGCAUUCGCUUGACACAGUAAAAACAAGGCAACAAGGAUUACUGUUCAACCCAAAAUACCAGAGCAUGAUACCAGCAUAUCGCACCAUUUUGCGUGAAGAAGGAUUAUUCCGGGGCUUGUAUGGAGGGUAUGUUCCAGCUAUCCUCGGUUCGUUUCCGUCUACAGCAGCAUUUUUCGGCACAUACGAAUUUACCAAACGUGCCAUGAUCAACGACUUGCAGGUGAACGACACCGUCGCAUACUUUCUAGCUGGAAUUUUUGGUGACUUGGCCCUGAGUGUUUUUUAUGUGCCCUCGGAGGUGUUGAAAACUCGUUUACAGUUGCAGGGUCGUCACAAUAACCCAUAUACGCAAGGCUGUGGUUACAAUUAUCGCAACUUCCGCGAUGCCGUGGCUUCCAUAUCAAAGACUGAAGGUUUGCUGGCGUUAACCUUCGGGUACAAGGAAACUUUAUUCCGUGAUUUGCCCUUCAGCGCCUUGCAGUUUGCUUUUUACGAGAAGUUUCGCCAAUGGGCCAUUGCAUACAACCACCAAUCUCUGGACUUGCCCAUCUCGCUAGAGAUAGCCACUGGAGCUGCUGCGGGCGGCUUGGCUGGCACCUUGACUACCCCACUAGAUGUGAUUAAAACGCGAAUCCAAACCGCUACCAUAGAUACGGCCGGUGCCCUGAGACAUCUCACGGCUGAUCUGGCCACAUCCCUCGUGACUAAAUUUAUGCACCGCUUCUCUACCCUUGGUGCAUUGCAUUCUAUCUAUUCCAAUGAAGGCAUUCGGGGAGUAUUCUCCGGUGUCGGCCCACGUUUCAUAUGGACGGGGAUUCAGAGCUCUAUUAUGUUGCUUCUUUACCAAAUGACAUUGAAGCAGCUCGACUCGCUUCUUGAUCCCGCUGGCCUGUUCAAUGCUUGA